UACGAAACAAAAAAAAACAGUAUAUUUGCUAAUUAAAAAUGUUUAAAAUCAAUGUGUGUGUGUGUGUCACACUGUGAUGAUGAACCUGCUGUAUUUAUGCAUUAAUUAAUUCCUCAGAUACUGAUAAUAUUGUAUUUUGUCUCUGCAUGUAAGUGUAUUUGCCCUAAUGAAAUUGUGACAACUUGCCCCAACCUGAGAUUUAUGAUAAAAUAACCUGCUGAAAAAAGCUUGUGUCCCAGUUUUAGAGGGUAUUUGGAGACCAUCUUCAGCCAGUUAAACCAUUUUAGACAGAUUUUAGACUUUUGUUUCUGCUCAAAUCUAACACAUAUAUUCGAGAUAUAUGAGAUAUAUUCAGUUUUACCCAAUAGAUCAUGUGGAAAAACAUACAUCCGUCUCUUCUAUUUAUAAUCUUGACUCUUUAAAUGCAUUACUUCACUAAGUCGAAUUGUCUCGUAGCAUCAUCAUCAUCAUCAUCAUCAUCACGCAUCAGCAGUAAACCGGAUUGAUUUCUCCGCUGCGGUGCGCGUGUCUGGCGCGCGCUCACGACCGGCUCGUUUAUAGCGUCUGCUGGUGUCUGUGGACGCGCAGACUCGUGAGCCACUGAGUUUAAUGUGUGAGAGCACUCAAUAGAGAGCAUGCCUGCCCUAGUUAGUCAGAUUUGAGCAGCGCUCUCAGCCUCUGGGAAGAUGCAGGUUGAACUUGAAGCGCAUCUCCAGAUCUUAUUGGCUGUUGGCUUAGCCGUUCUCUGUUUCUGCCUGGUGAUUGGCUGCAUAAUCUGUUGCUGGCAUCGGAAGUCCCAUCCCACGGAUGACAAGGAGGCGGGGCUAUCCUUACCUCCUCUACCUGCAGAUCAUGUGACGGUGACUCUCAGCCCCUCCCCUUCCAUCAACACCCUGCCAAUCAAACAGCAGUAUGAGGAACUGGACGGAGACGUCCUGGACUAUCCCUCAUUCAACAGCAGCUCAACACCGUCAGAGGACGAUCUUUCCUUCACAUCUCUUUCGGGACCUCCGAAGUCUCAUUUCACUCUACGGCGGCUCAGUUCCCCCGUCGUUUCAUCGAAACCCACUAAACCUGCCGUUCGUGUUCGUUCCUCGCUCCCAAACAUUCCUAAACUCAGCCUAAAGUCACAAAAGCGCAAGAAUGGUAACAUCUCGUAUACGGAAAGCAGCAGGCUUAAAGCCGAUAACAACCAACAUUAUGGCUCCAACUCUCACAAACCCACACCAUCCCUUCACUUCACUUUACUUUUCUCACCGUCGGAGGGCAAACUCACCGUCACCAUUCUGGGUCUCUAUCGGGGUUCAAGGAAACUGAGUGGAGCCACAGUCAGGGCGUGUCUGCCUCCGCUCUGCCCCACGCCGCUUCAGGACGGCCGGACGCGCAGGCGCAGCCUCAGUCCAGACGCUCCUGCGCAGGUGUUCCAGCUGCAGGUGAGAUCGGCAGAGGAGCUUCAGACCUGCACCCUCAGACUGAUCGUGUCCAGCAGGGAUUUCUCAGGUCUGAGGGAGACGGCUGUGGGCGAACUGGAAAUGGCAUGUGCAGAAAUCCACUGGGAACCCGAUUCCACCGUCACCUUCAAUUGUCAGCUCAACCCUGCGAGGAGGAGGCUGAGGAAGGUAUUAGAGGAGCAGUGUGAUAGAGUGACAGACAUAUUGAAACAGAGUCAGAGCUCUCAUGAUGGAGUGGGGGACAUCAGGGCUUCUGUGUGUCCUGUGCGAUUUCUGGGACAGAUCCUGAUUCUGCUGCAGUAUCAGACGCUGGCGCAUCGCAUGAAGGUGAUGGUGCGGAAAGCUGAGAACCUGCCCAAACUCACCCGGAUGCCUGGGACUCCAGAUCACUAUGUUGUGAUCAACCUGCGUCAGGACGGCAAAGUCAUCAGCACUAAAGAGACGAAGGGCGCCAGUGGAGCGAAUGCGGUUUGGAACGCACCCUUCCUGUUCGACCUGCCGGCCGGUGACAUCAGCCGACUGCCGCUGCUCCUGGAGCUCAUCGUCAUGCAGGGAAGGCUGUACACGAAAAGUUGCAUUCUGGGUCGUGUUCUGAUUGGCUACGAAGGCUCCGAGGCGGGAAACCAGCACUGGAGUGAGAUGUGCAGCAGGGCGCAGGUCGAGACGGCGUACUGGCAUGAACUCCAACCAGACACCUCAUAGGCCAGCAACGCUUGAUUGACAUGCCCCGUAACCAAUCAGAUCGCUCCGUUACAUUUCUCAUUUCACAAUGGAGGCCACUAACUGUGGAACCUGGUUUGAGGACUUGAGGAACGUUUUCUGCUGAAUUUGUUUGCAAAUAUGAUUAGUUAGUUAAAACAUCAGCUGAUUUUGCACUAGUGAACUGGUCAGUCUUGUUCCUGUAAACUAAAACUUUGACGAUUUUGUGGUGUUAGUGUCAUUGUGCUGCUUGUAGUUUUUGGUCCUGCUUUAGUGUUUGUUUCAAUAUCUUUAUACCGCGGUAUGACACAUCAAAUGAAGGUGAUGGUUUGAAAGAUGACCAGGAUUCUUGUAAUCCCAGUUAAUUCAUUGAUUUAGUGUUUGUUUCACCUGUCGAUCCCUUCAUGCUGUAGAUAUCUGUGUUGAAGUGUGAGAUUCAGAGCGCAUGCAAAAUCGCAAGUCACAUCUAAGAAAAUAAGAUGCAACCAAAUAUUCAUGACUGAGUGUGGCCAAAUUAAAAAAAUCUGAUGAUAAAUGCAAUGCAUAUCAGUUAAAGUGAUAGCAAUGGUGGAUAGAAAGAAAGAUGAAUGUCGAGAUCCACUUGGUUUGCAAAUUUAGCUAUUUUUAAACCCCCAAAUGCUCACUGAAGUGGAAACGGAAGUCACAGACUGUAAUUUAAUGCAAGUGCAUGCAUGCAGAACGGCCUUAUUAUGCAGUCGGAAUGUGUCUGUCACUUUCUGAAUAUUUGUCUUUUUGCAUUGGAUCAAGAUUUUAAUGUGCAGACUGAAAUAAAUGAGCUCCAAUAUGAA
Molecule: messenger RNA, 2959 nt
Organism: Megalobrama amblycephala (Wuchang bream)
Lineage: Eukaryota; Metazoa; Chordata; Actinopteri; Cypriniformes; Xenocyprididae
Product: collagen and calcium-binding EGF domain-containing protein 1
Exons: 5
Coding region: 687-2153 (488 amino acids)
Biological process (GO): calcium-ion regulated exocytosis; vesicle fusion; regulation of dopamine secretion
Cellular component (GO): synapse; axon
Molecular function (GO): calcium-dependent phospholipid binding; clathrin binding; SNARE binding
Source: RefSeq, a predicted model, not a curated record